CGGAGGUAUUAUAGAUGAGGUUGGGGAGUAUCUACGAGGGCCUGUACACCCCGUUGACAAUCCAAUACAAUGGUGGUUGGCCCGGAAAGACGAGUAUCCAUGUCUCACGAGUAUGGCGCUCGAAAUACUCUCGAUACCUCCCUGCGCAACGGAAUGCGAGCGGACCUUCAGCCCCACUAAGCUCACGAUAGGGUCACAACGACACUUACUUGGUGAUGGUACCCUUUCAGAGCUUCAAUGUGUACGAAAUUGGGCGCGGGAGGAGUCCGUUGGGAAGGUUGUGGCCUUAUGACAGGCUUGGUGGCCCAGUUUUUGUAAUUAACUGGUGUUC
Messenger RNA from Parathielavia appendiculata, 331 nucleotides. RefSeq lists its product as uncharacterized. The annotation marks the transcript as partial. NCBI's taxonomy places the organism in Eukaryota, Fungi, Ascomycota, Sordariomycetes, Sordariales, Chaetomiaceae. The record is from RefSeq and is a predicted model, not a curated record. The transcript has a single exon.